AGAGUGCGUCGUGAGCUGAAAGUUUGGAGCCGUCUCAAACACCAUAGCAUUCUUCCCCUCUGUGGAGUGGCAAACGACUUUGGACCCCACCCGGCAAUGAUUUGUCUGUGGGCUGAUAAUGGAGCUCUUACCGGUUUUCUUGAGCGUCAACAACACGUGUUGUCGCCUCAAGAUAAGUUUUCCCUUCUGAAUGACAUUGCCCUUGGAUUGCAAUACCUUCACAAUGAAUCAGUUAUUCAUGGUGACCUGACAGGGUCAAAUGUCUUGAUUUAUGGCAACGGUCGGGCAUGCCUUGCUGAUUUUGGUCUCUCCACUAUCAUCUUGGAGUUCGUCGGUACCUCUUAUUUCACGAGCUCCAUCCGAGGGAAUGUCAGAUGGGUAGCUGCAGAGUUAUGUGAAGCACCAGAAGACGGUGAAGUCUCGCUGAGCACCGAGUGCGAUAUAUAUUCAUUUGGCAGUAUCACCUUGCAGGUGUUGACUUGCAAGGUACCCUACUACAACGUGAAGAAUGAAAUUUUAGUGUUGGGACAGGUCCUCAAGGGCAAGAAACCAGAGCCUCCCAAGGAGUCGCCAAUAGCGCCCGGGCACUGGGAGUUCAUACAACGAUGCUGGUUGCCUCGUGCAAGUCGUCCUUCGGUUGGAGAAAUCGUAGCAUUUGUUGAAUGUGAGCUUCGCUGA
Molecule: messenger RNA, 678 nt
Organism: Suillus subaureus
Lineage: Eukaryota; Fungi; Basidiomycota; Agaricomycetes; Boletales; Suillaceae
Product: kinase-like domain-containing protein
Exons: 4
Biological process (GO): protein phosphorylation
Molecular function (GO): ATP binding; protein kinase activity
Source: RefSeq, a predicted model, not a curated record